Erigeron canadensis is the source of this 1356-nucleotide messenger RNA. RefSeq lists its product as uncharacterized. The transcript is spliced from 3 exons. Lineage: Eukaryota; Viridiplantae; Streptophyta; Magnoliopsida; Asterales; Asteraceae. The coding region runs from base 1 to 1356 and encodes 451 amino acids. The record is from RefSeq and is a predicted model, not a curated record.
AUGGAAGGGGCUAUGAAUAAUCAUAUAGCUCAAAUGAUCAGGGAAGAGGUUGCAAUUAACGUGCAACGAGAAUUUGAGAAACGUGAUGCCAAGGAUAAAGGCAAGAAGAAUGAAGAGGAGAAGGAGGUGGAAAUAGAAGGGGCUUUCCGUACUAGUCAAUGCCCCUCACAUCUUAAAGUUAUAUUUACGGUGGGCAUGCUUAGAAACAGUGGGGAAAGAUGGUGGGAUGGUUUGUUGGCUAUCAAGAAAGGGGCGCUAGAUAAUGUGGAAUGGCCCGAAUUUAAAGAAUUGUUCUUCAAGGAGUUCCGGUCGGAGGCCGAGGUAACUAAGUUGAGGAGUGAAUUCCUCAAUGAUUGUCAAGGCAACAUGAGCUUGAACGAAUUUCGAGCCCAAUUCUUGGACAAGGCUCAAUUUUGUCCGGAAUUUCUUGAGAAUGACCAAUUGCUCAAGGAGCAAUUUUAUUUGAAGUUGAGGAAGAACCUUCGGGAGAAGAUUAACUUGCGUCAAAUGGAGUCUUUCUCCAUGUUGGCGGAUGUGGCUCGGGAUCAUGAAAUUGAGAUGUCAAGGGUUGAUGAAGGUGUUUUGAAGAGAAGGUAUGAGGAUGUAAAUUCCCCAAGCAAGCGGCCUAGACAAGAGAGUAGUUCCAGUAACCACUCAAAUCGAAGAAAUGUUCCUUUUUGUCGCCAAUGCAAGAAAAAUCAUUCGGGGGUAUGUAGGGCGGCGGAUAAGGGCUGUUAUACUUAUGGGAAGCCGGGGCACACUAGUCGGGAAUGGGCGAAUAGAUCAUUUGUUGCAACUAGAGUAAUUCAUGUUAUUCCCGUGUCUAAGUUAUGUCUAGAAAAUACUUUGCAAGUUGAGGUUGGUAAUGGUAGGAUGGAGUUAGUGAAGGAUGUGUAUAAAGGGUGUGAAAUCAAAAUUUCUUUGGAACUCUUCCAAGCUAAUCUAAUUCCUUUUCCAAUGGGAGAGUUUGACAUAAUCUUGGGUAUGGAUUGGUUGAGCUCUUGUAACGCCAAGAUCGCAUGUGAUGAAAAAGCGGUAUAUUUGAAGACUUCUAAGGGCGAAGACUUGGUGGUUUACGGUGAUAGGAAGGAGCGUUCUAUAUUCGUGUGUACUUUUGCUUGUGCAAAACGUUACAUAUCUCAUGGAUGCCAUGCUUAUCUUUCUCACAUCGUAGAUGUUGAGAAGCAACCCCUAUUUAUCAAAGACAUCCCUAUUGUUAAUGAAUUCGCCGAUGUUUUUCUUGAAGACUUGCCGGGCAUUCCUCCCGAACGGCAAUAUGAAUUCUCAAUUGAUCUUAUUCCGGGAGCCAACCCCAUUGCUAAAGCUCCUUAUCGUUUGGCUCCAACGGAAAUGUAA